AUCCUCCUGGGAAGCUUCAAUACAGCUGUGCAAGUCUGGAGUCUACAAGAGCCUACUAUAGACAUUCUACAACCAACCAGAAUCAUGGAACAGCCCACUUCAAGCAUCAAUGGGGAGAAGAGGAAGAGCCCCUGUGAAUCCAACAAUGAAAAUGAUGAGAUGCAGGAGACACCAAACAGGGACUUAGCCCCCGAACCGAGUUUGAAAAAGAUGAAAACGUCAGAAUAUUCAACAGUAUUAGCGUUUUGCUACAGGAAAGCUAAGAAAAUACAUUCAAAUCAACUGGAGAAUGACCAGUCCUGAGAGAACUCCAUCAAUCCAGUCCAAGAGGAGGAGGACGAAGGCCUAGACUCAGCUGAAGGAUCUUCAAAGCAGGAUGAAGACCUAGACUUACCUGAAGGCCUAGACUCAGCUGAAGGAUCUUCAAAGCAGGAUGAAGACCUAGACUUACCUGAAGGAUCUUCAAAGCAGAAUGAAGACCUAGGCUUACCUGAAGGAUCUUCAAAGCAGGAUGAAGACCUAGACUUACCUGAAGGAUCUUCACAGGAGGAUAAAGACGUAGAAUUACCUGAAGGAUCUUCACAGGAGGAUGAAGACCUAGAGAAAAAGCGAUCAUCUAGGUCAAGAAAUGAAAUCGAAAUUUCAGAAAUUACAGAAAUUCUCCAAGGAAGGAGCCAGAUAAAUAAAUAUUCUGAUU
Molecule: messenger RNA, 697 nt
Organism: Homo sapiens (human)
Lineage: Eukaryota; Metazoa; Chordata; Mammalia; Primates; Hominidae
Gene: SPANXN1
Product: SPANX family member N1
Exons: 2
Coding region: 85-303 (72 amino acids)
Source: RefSeq, marked reviewed